AUGUUUCAGGAUGAGAAACCGGUGACUUUUUACAAAUUUGGCCCAAAGAAGACGCAAUCCAUAGCAAUUGAUGUGUCGUUGAACAAGUUAAACAAAUGCAUCAAAGUGGCAUACAACAAAAUGACAACGCCGAAAUGGAAAGAUUUCAAGGGUUUACGAUUGCACUGGAAGCAACGAAUACGAUUGAAUAAUGUGAUAUGGCGAGCCUAUUAUAUGGAAUUUCGUCGUCCGGAUAAGGACAAGUCGAAGCGAACGCCAUAUUGCUAUUUUUCCGUUCCCGAUGAUGAUGCCACACAUGCGAGGUUUGAGGGCGCAGUGAUGGAAGGGAUGUACUGGAAACGAGGACUUGACGCUCUGAAAGCUCAAUACAAACGUUGGCGAUAUUUCAAAACUCGAAAGAGAGGACGACGCCGAGUGUGUACUUCUGUUUUUUGCUCUUUUCGUUCAAUUGCAUAG
Messenger RNA from Gongylonema pulchrum, 456 nucleotides. Lineage: Eukaryota; Metazoa; Nematoda; Chromadorea; Rhabditida; Gongylonematidae. The record is from the annotation of a GenBank genome assembly.